This is a messenger RNA of Sceloporus undulatus (fence lizard), 646 nucleotides long. Its product is annotated as vitelline membrane outer layer protein 1-like. Lineage: Eukaryota; Metazoa; Chordata; Lepidosauria; Squamata; Phrynosomatidae. The transcript has 4 exons. The record is from RefSeq and is a predicted model, not a curated record. Bases 77 to 646 code for a protein of 189 amino acids.
UGCCAGCAACAGCCCCAGUCAUGCAGAUGGAAAUAGUGCAGUGUUGCCUGCUCCAAAACAGAGUGGACUUUCUGCCAUGGACCUCUUGAUCAGUACUCUCUUUGUGAUGCUCACCUGCUGCUACAGGGAUGCAGAAACUCGAAAAUAUCGUUCUGUUCUCACUGUGCCAAAUGGAGCCCCAUGGGGUACAUGGGGCAAACCACAAUUCUGUACAAAAGGAUAUGCAAAUGGAUUCACCUUGAAGGUACAGGCAUACCAAGGUCCCCAGGCAUGGAAUGAUGAUACAUCCUUGAAUGCCAUUGGUCUUCUCUGCAAUGAUGGCCAAACUAUUUCAUCCUCAAUUGGACCAUUUGGAGCAUGGACAAAGCCUGAGAUGUGUCCUAAAGGGAACCUGAUUGGCUUUUCAUUAAGAGUAGAAGGUGAACUUGGGCCUGUAGUAGAUGAUUCUGCAGCUGACAACAUCAGAUUCAACUGUGACGAAGGAUAUGUUCUGACAGGCCAGUCACGGGAAUGGGGUAGUUUUGGGAAAUGGAGCCCAAGCUGUAUUGUUGGUGCCAUAUGUGGGAUUCAGACAAAGGUGCAGCUUGAAAAAGGUACUGGUGAUGACACAGGACUUAAUGAUGUGAAAUUCUUCUGCUGUGACUGA